AUGGACAAAGCGUCUGCAGUGGAUGCGGAGCAGGAGAACGGUGCGGACAGAUCUUCGAAGGCGAGGAGCGUGGUGCAGCCUCAGUCGUGCGGAACGCGUGAGACACGUCGCUUUGUGGCUGAUCAGAUCGCGAAGAUCGAGAAUGAAACCGAUGAUGAGGAAGACGCUUUGGAGGAUCAGAAGUCCAUUGCUAAGACAUGCAAACCCUUGCGCGCUAUCACCAAGGCGGCGAACAACAUCACCGAGAGGAAACCGACUCCUGCUUGCAUCGACAAAGGCUCCAAGAAGAGAACCGCAGACGACUUCGAUAUCAAGGAAGAGGGAGAUGAAAACUUGGUACCUGGUCGCAGGAAGUCUGUCAGACUCGCCGUCCUCGCUAAGAACGAUAGCCCUCGCCCGGUCAAUCUCGUGCGUGAGAAACCUAUCACGCCCGCCUUUACCCCCGCUCGCAACCCCAAGAAGAAGACCGAAUCCGCCUCAAGCAAAGCACCUGAGCCCAAUUCGAAGCCCCGUCAGAUCACUGACCCGCUGCCUUCCGAGUUCAAAUACCGUUCCUUCUCUUCCUCAAUUCCCCUCAACCCUCUCUUCGCCAAACUCUACAUCCGCCAUCCGUCUCCGCAGGACUUCUGCACACCUCGUGCGAACAGUUCUGACUGGAAGGGAGCAGUCGCGAACCCAAACAUUCCGGCUGACAUGGAUAAAGACAAUCUUUACAUUACACGUUGGUGCAAAGGCAAUGGUGUCGAGAAGAUGGGAUUAUGUCCGAUUUGUUGCGUUCCCGAGAGUAAGGGUGGGGCGGGGAAGUUGGUUUGGUUGAAGACGAAGAUCAGCGCGUUCUGGUACCACAUGAAUUACUUCCACGGCAUCAACCCUAGCACGGGUAUCCCCUACUCCCCUCCCACCGCCUACCGCACGGUCGAGCUCCCCACAGCUUCGGCAUCUGCACCGAUCGCCAAAUCUGGCGAACUUGGAAACUUCCAUCUUCCGGAUCGCGAAGAGAUGUUGGAGGGGAGGUGUCACCAGUGCAAGAAGUGGAUUCGGGUUCAGGGGAUCAAGGAUACGGAUGUUAAGGUGCCGGAGAUUUAUUGGUGGAAGCAUGCGCAGAAGUGUCAUAAGACAACGGUUGAGGGACAGGGAGAGGAGUUCUGGUGUUAUAGGUGA
Messenger RNA from Saitoella complicata NRRL Y-17804, 1161 nucleotides. RefSeq lists its product as uncharacterized. Lineage: Eukaryota; Fungi; Ascomycota; Saitoellomycetes; Saitoellales; Saitoellaceae. The transcript has 3 exons. Bases 1 to 1161 code for a protein of 386 amino acids. The record is from RefSeq and is a predicted model, not a curated record.